AUGCGUCAAUCUUUGCGGGCAUCUGCCACAGCCGCUCUUGUAGCAGGAGCCAGUGCUUCGAACUCAAUUCUUGCAACCCUUUGCACAGUUUCGAACCUUCAAGCGGCUCUUCCUACCAAUGGAACUUUGAGAGGCAUCGAUCUUAUCCCAUCUUCUGUCACAGCGAAUGCAAUCUACAAUGGCACUCUUUCUAUGGGUAUGGGCUCGACAGCCGACAGCACUGCUUACGACUAUUGUAACAUCACUGUCAGCUAUUUUCAUUAG
Messenger RNA from Cadophora gregata, 264 nucleotides. RefSeq lists its product as uncharacterized. NCBI's taxonomy places the organism in Eukaryota, Fungi, Ascomycota, Leotiomycetes, Helotiales, Ploettnerulaceae. The record is from RefSeq and is a predicted model, not a curated record. The transcript has a single exon. Bases 1 to 264 code for a protein of 87 amino acids.